Molecule: messenger RNA, 363 nt
Organism: Trichosporon asahii var. asahii CBS 2479
Lineage: Eukaryota; Fungi; Basidiomycota; Tremellomycetes; Trichosporonales; Trichosporonaceae
Exons: 1
Coding region: 1-363 (120 amino acids)
Cellular component (GO): transcription factor TFIID complex
Molecular function (GO): protein heterodimerization activity
Source: RefSeq, a predicted model, not a curated record
AUGGCUGCGUCACCAGAGGCCGUGCUGCAUCUGGCGGCUCUCCACACCCUUGCGCAAGCCGGGUUCGCGUCGACGUCGCGCGCAGCGUCGGUCACGCUGACCGGCGUGCUGCAACAAUACCUCUCGGUCGUCGCAGCAACAUGCACGGAACGGGCCGCCCUCGCUGGUCGAUCCAAGGUUGCCGCGGUCGAUGUUGUUCAUGCACUGGAGGAUAUGGGCGUCGGCGGUGUCUCUGAACUGCAGGAAUGGACAGCGGACUUGGACAAGGAGGUGUCGUUCAGCGGUGGCAAGCUGGAGGAGCUGUCCAGUAAGGCGCGAGUAUUGACCAUCGCUGACCAUCAGGUUACCUUCGCGACGGGUUGA